AUGAUUACAUCCAAUCUCAGUGUAUUGAGCAGUAUAAAAAUGCAACUUCAAACUUUACUCGCCCUCCUUGUUCCGACUACUGGAGCCCUAGCGGCAUUUACUUGCGCGCGUGCGCCUACUCAAGUAUCGACAUCGACUACUAUUUCUGGGCCAUGUCUUUAUGGAGAUAGUACUCGAUGUGUCAGAGGCUCUGUGGGGAUUUGGUUUUCGCCUCCCAAUGGCAAUAAAGGCGGCGUCUUACGAAUCCGCAAUGACGAACACGGUGUUAGGAAGGUUGUCGCAGUUGUGGGGGAUAAGGGAACUGCAAGUUUCUGGAUUAAUGGAGGCGACGAAUGUGUUACAAAUUUGAAGAUGAACAGUGUGGAUAAAUAUUUCAUAUUCCGCAAUGUGUAG
Colletotrichum truncatum is the source of this 393-nucleotide messenger RNA. RefSeq lists its product as uncharacterized. NCBI's taxonomy places the organism in Eukaryota, Fungi, Ascomycota, Sordariomycetes, Glomerellales, Glomerellaceae. The record is from RefSeq and is a predicted model, not a curated record.